Molecule: messenger RNA, 2175 nt
Organism: Triticum aestivum (bread wheat)
Lineage: Eukaryota; Viridiplantae; Streptophyta; Magnoliopsida; Poales; Poaceae
Product: transcription initiation factor TFIID subunit 13
Exons: 6
Coding region: 1310-1915 (201 amino acids)
Biological process (GO): transcription by RNA polymerase II
Molecular function (GO): protein heterodimerization activity
Source: RefSeq, a predicted model, not a curated record
CCCCCCCCUGUCCCGACCUGUCUUCCUCCCGCCUCCGUCCCGAACGCCGACACCGACGCCCCGAUCUCACCGAGGCCGGCGAAGCACAAGUCACGAACAACGCCGCCAGCCCCGUCUUCUUCCCGCAUAGACAUCGCCUUGUCCACCCCGAGCUGCUUCUGUCCCGCUACCGAAGGCGACGCCCCCGUCCUGCUUUGCCUCCUCUCCCUCAUUGGGGUAUCUCAGUUCCUCCCCUCCCUCGUUCUGCUCUCUUGAUGCGCGCUGCCACUGGGGUGUAUAUGUGGGAUGAUGCGCGUGCUGGCUGGUGUGUGUUCUAAAAUACGAGCGAUGGCUCCAUGAUUUUGUUUGGAUAUACCCAACUUCCCGUGCAGCUGAUAAAGGGAAUUCGACAGGGUGGUCAUGCUAGAACUGUUGGUUUUGCUACGCUCCAUACAUUAUUUUGAUGCAACCUAACAGUUGAAUGACCGUUGCAGGGUGUUAAUUUGUAGUAUAGUUAAUCUUCUAUUUCUAAAUAGCUAGUCUCCACUAGUAUGUUUCUCUGCACAUUCACCUCAAUAUUUGAUAGCCAUCCGAUCGAAAUUGUGUGACAUGUACUCAUAUGUUACUUCUUUGCAUUAAUCUAUCCAUGAAAACAUACCACCUAUUCAAGUCACGCAUGUCUUUUGGGGGGGAAUCAAGUCAUGAAUGCAUGUGAGUCACAAGUUAAUUUUAUUGCGUUAAUUUUACCAUGGUCAUGGAUGUUAUAUGUUGUGGAAACUUGGAGCAAAAUAUGUAGUUCAUGCUUGCCAUUGUGUUAAGUUCAAUUAAUGUUAAAAUCGUUUUGUCAGAUACUUUGUAGGUUUUUUUUUAAAUGUAAACCCAGAACACUCUUGCAUUUGUUUUUCCAUUAGUUUUAGUUGUUUUAAGCACCUUUUUAUGCAUAUUUUAAUGUGGUUCCUGCGGCAACGUGUAGUGAUAUGAGCUCAUUGUUUUUGUUGUGCUUAUUUUUCUCUCAAGCAAAUUUUGUCGUGAAUUUCACUGCAGAUUGCUGAUCUCCAGUUGUUAGUUCUUAUUCGAUACUUCUCCCAUCAUAUGAUGCUCUAGCUUAUCUAUAUGGCAAGAUAAAAUAGAGCUGACAUGUUGGAUGGUGCGCUGGAUUAGUGUCACACCUCUAAUUGCGUGGUUCAUCCGAGUGUUAGGCUGAGGCCACCAUAAAAAUCGCUGACUCGCAAACCUCCUGUCUUGUUCGCUGUGAUCCUCCAAAGCAAGAGCCAGCCGAAAUAACCUCUGUCCCUGCUUCGUCACUCUGUCCCGCCCCCCUGACGGUAGGAUGCAGAACCCUGGCGGCAAUCAUCCUGCUCCAGCCGCAGCAGCGGCGGGCAAGUUCAAGUCCUCUGCGCAGGGUGCGGUAGUGGCCUCGGGCCAUGGCCAUCAGCCAUCCCCAGCCACGCCUGCGGCUGCCAAGUCCAGGUCCUCCGGCCACUGUCAUCACUCCUCCCCGUCCAUGCCUGUGGUGGGCAAGUCCAAGCCCUCAGCGCAUGCUGUGGCACCGGGCCAAGCGUCCACUUCUCACCAACCACACCCCAUCGGCGUUGGUGAUGCAGCUGCAUCGAGCCUUAAGCGCAAGCGUAGCGUCUUCCAGAAAGACCUGCAGCACAUGAUGUAUGGGUUUGGGGACGAUCCAAAUCCACUUCCUGAAACAGUUGCACUUGUGGAGGACAUCGUUGUAGAAUAUAUUACUGACCUCGUCCACAAGGCUGAGAAUGUGGCUUCAAAGAGGGGAAAGCUCUUGACAGAGGAUUUUCUUUACCUUAUCAGAAAGGAUAUGCGGAAAUUGCACCGCUCUACUGAGCUACUCUCCAUGAAUGAAGAGCUCAAGCAAGCAAGGAAAGCUUUUGAUGUGAAUGAAGAAACACUAGUAGUAACUAAUGAGUGAUACCUCCUUGAGGAGCCACAGAGACUUCAGUAUCUACAAUAUUCCACUAACUUGGUCAUACGAUGCGUAUUGCUUCAGUUGGAUGCCAGUCAGCAUCCAUUAUGUUUGCAGAAGUUUGUUUCCUGUCAAUUUGGCGUCAGGUAGCACUUUCCACUGUACUUAAUGGAUGAUUGUACGCUUCGCUCAGUCAUACUAGGCACUAGAACAUGAAGCGCACCCGUUAAUCUUGUAAAAAAUAAUGGUAAAAGUAUUUGAGAAAA